This is a messenger RNA of Nymphalis io (European peacock), 2097 nucleotides long. It is a transcript of the gene Eb1, whose product is annotated as microtubule-associated protein RP/EB family member 1. Gene Ontology annotation, molecular function: microtubule plus-end binding. Gene Ontology annotation, biological process: protein localization to microtubule plus-end; regulation of microtubule polymerization or depolymerization; spindle assembly. The transcript has 6 exons. Bases 182 to 1012 code for a protein of 276 amino acids. The record is from RefSeq and is a predicted model, not a curated record. Gene Ontology annotation, cellular component: microtubule organizing center; cytoplasmic microtubule; microtubule plus-end. NCBI's taxonomy places the organism in Eukaryota, Metazoa, Arthropoda, Insecta, Lepidoptera, Nymphalidae.
ACGCCAUAAAAAGAAAAAAUAUAUAUCUAUCUUCAAUCUUGUCUAUGACAAAUCUUACGAAGGCGAGCUUUUCGGAUAACAAUUUAACGUUUAUAACGCUUUACUCAAUUUAAAAAAAAACUAUAAAAAUAAAAUUAUAGGUAUUUGGAUUUAUAAGGUGUUGGCAAAAUUUUAGUUCAAGAUGGCUGUAAAUGUAUACUCCACAAAUGUGACAUCGGAAAAUCUAUCCAGACAUGAUAUGUUAGCGUGGGUUAAUGAUUGCCUUCAAUCAAACUUUGCUAAAAUCGAAGAGCUAUGCACCGGAGCCGCUUAUUGUCAGUUCAUGGACAUGUUGUUUCCUGGUAGUGUUCCUAUGAAGCGUAUCAAGUUCAAGACAAACCUAGAACAUGAGUACAUUCAAAACUUCAAAAUAUUACAGGCAGCCUUUAAAAAAAUGUCUGUGGAUAAGGUAAUACCAGUGGACAAGCUGAUCAAGGGGAGGUUUCAAGAUAAUUUUGAGUUUUUGCAGUGGUUUAAAAAGUUUUUUGAUGCCAACUAUGAUGGAAGGGAGUAUGAUGCGUUUGAGGCCCGGGGUGGUUUAACGAUCGGGUCGGGCGCGUGCGAAAGCGGCGUGCCGCUGUGCGCGGGCGUGGUCCCACCGCCGCCGCGCGCGCGCCGUGCUGUGCCGAUGCACCACUCGGGCAUUAGCAAGGCGAACAGUACAGUAAGAUCUCCACCGGUCAACUUAUCCAGAAUAAAUCAAACUGGAAAAGGCGACUCCAAAGUAAUUGAUGAACUCAAUCACCAGAUAAACGAAUUAAAAGCAACAGUCGACGGCCUUGAAAAGGAAAGGGACUUCUACUUUGGAAAACUUCGGGAUAUAGAGGUGAUCUGUCAAGAGAUGGAUGAAGAGCACAAUGCUCCAAUAGUUCAAAAGAUUUUGGACAUCUUAUAUGCAACUGAGGAUGGAUUUGCGCCCCCAGAGGAAAUGGAUGGCGAAAAUCCUCACCCACCAGAGGAAGACGAAUAUUGAAAACACAACAUCUAUGCGUAUCAUAGUGCUCUUUGUAUAUUAUAAACUCGAAAUUAUAUCGCUUAAAAUCAUUGACAGCAACGAGUGCUUUGUAUUUCACAGCCAAUGAGUCAACAGUAACAGUGUAAUAGGUAAUAAAUUAACAUAGGACAGUGGCCCAAAAUGGCUUUAUGUAGUUCCUAACUUAUACAUAAAUAUUUGGAAUUUAUCGAAUGACUACCAGUAAUUCAAUGUUACAUGGAUUUGAAUAUAUUUAUACCUCUGUAUAUAUGUAAGAUGAUGUCAAUGCAGUAAUGUACACAUGGCUGUGUCAUACAUAAGCACAUUCUUUAUUUAUUAGGAGCAUAUUUUCUUGACUGAAUUUCUGUCUUAUCUUUUAUGUUUCGGUAGAAUCAUUACUUUGAAACAAAGAGUUAUAUUUGUAUGAAGGAUAGGUUUUUAAUGUGCAAUGUGGUGCAGAAAGCGUGCUUAUAUGUAUUGUCUUGAAACUGAUCGUAAUAUUUGGGCCACUGUUGCCUGUUUUAACGUGCAUUUAAUAGGUUGUUAUAAAUGGAAGAGAUUUACUGUUACUUGUUCAAUUGUGUUUUAACGAAAUUUACUGUAAUUAAAUUUGGUCGUAAAAUUACUCUAUUAUACAACAAUUAGAGUGUGAGUGAAUUAGAUCUGAUAAAUUUUGAAUUACUUUUAUUGACGAUUAUUUACAAUAAAUUGGGUAAUUGACAUGUUUCAAAAAUAGUGCAUAUAAUAUAGCCUAGGGAAUACAUAAUUGACUACAUUUUAGUUAAUCGAAUAAGAAUACCAUGUUUUUGCACUAAUAGUAACGAAUAAUAGAAACUAUGUUAAUGAUCAGAUUGAUUUGUUAAUAGGUUAGGAAGUGUCUUAGCAAAUACGUUGCGAUACUAACGACUUGUUGGCGGGAAAGAUGUUAUCGCUGGUUACACUUAAUAGAUAAUUAAUUUAUUUACUUCAAAAGCAUACAUAAAUUGCCUUUACUGCAAAUAUUAAAUCAUAAUUAUAAAAUAGCCUCUGGAUAUCAGAUCGUCGAAGUCUUAUCAAAUAAAUAACUACAUUAAUAUGAAAGUAUU